Molecule: messenger RNA, 798 nt
Organism: Closterium sp. NIES-65
Lineage: Eukaryota; Viridiplantae; Streptophyta; Zygnematophyceae; Desmidiales; Closteriaceae
Source: the annotation of a GenBank genome assembly
AUGCUCCUUCGUCCUCCUCCUCCUCCUCCUCCUCCUCCUCCUCCUCCUCCUCCUCCUCCUCCUCCUCCUCCUCCUCCUCCUCCUCCUCCUCCUCCUCCUCCUCCUCUUCCUCCUCCUCCUCCUCCUCCUCCUCCUCCUCCUCCUCCUCCUCCUCCUCCUCCUCCUCCUCCUCCUCCUCCUCCUCCUCCUCCUCCUCCUCCUCCUCCUCCUCCUCCUCCUACUCCUCCUCCUCCUCCAUUCCGCAAAUCAUUCGGAGCAUUAAUGUGUGGGUGGAACACGGAGCAGCAGCGACCAGAGGAGAGCUGCAGCGACCAGAGGAGAGCUGCAGCGACCAGAGGAGAGCUGCAGCGACCAGAGGAGAGCUGCAGCGACCAGAGGAGAGCUGCAGCGACCAGAGGAGAGCUGCGAGGAGAGCUGCAGCGACCAGAGGAGAGCUGCAGCGACCAGAGGAGAGCUGCAGCGACCAGAGGAGAGCUGCAGCGACCAGAGGAGAGCUGCAGCGACAAGAGGAGAGCUGCAGCGACCAGAGGAGAGCUGCAGCGACCAGAGGAGAGCUGCAGCGACCAGAGGAGAGCUGCAGCGACCAGAGGAGAGCUGCAGCGACCAGAGGAGAGCUGCAGCGACCAGAGGAGAGCUGCAGCGACCAGAGGAGAGCUGCAGCGACCAGAGGAGAGCUGCAGCGACCAGAGGAGAGCUGCAGCGACCAGAGGAGAGCUGCAGCGACCAGAGGAGAGCUGCAGCGACCAGAGGAGAGCUGCAGUGACAGGAAGAGAGUUGCAGUGGCAGCACCAGCACUGA